AUGUCUCGUAGUGAUAGGAAAGAUCCAGCUUCUUUACACAAUCCUUACUUCAAUCUAAAGCCAGGACAGAAGGAUAUCUGGACAUUGAUCAAUGAGACAGCUGCAAAAGCGCAAGCUGAUGACCCAAAUACCAAGAUUGUCAACUUGGGUCAAGGAUUUUUCUCAUAUAACCCUCCAGAAUUUGCAAUUCAAGCAGUCGACGAAGCGUUGCACCAAACACAAUUUAACCAGUACGCGCCAGCAAGAGGUAAUAUUAAUUUAUUAAAACAAAUUGCCAACCAUUAUUCCAAGAGCUAUGGUCGCGAAGUUCCUAUUGAAGAAGUCCAAAUCACCACGGGUGCAAACGAAGGAAUGUUUUCUGUCUUUUUUGGCUUUUUGACUCCCGGCGAUGAGGUCAUCGUAUUUGAACCCUUUUUUGAUCAGUAUAUACCGAAUAUUGAAAUGACCGGUGCAAAAGUCAAAUAUGUCAAAAUCAGGUAUCCUGAAAAGUUGAAUACUGAAACAGUAAAUGGCGAAGACUGGGAAAUUGACUGGGAAUCGUUGGAGCUGAGUAUAAGUGAUAAAGUUAAAAUGGUUGUUAUCAAUACUCCCCACAACCCAAUUGGGAAAAUAUUUAAUAAACAAGAGUUGCAUAGACUAGGCGAAUUGGUGAUUAAGCAUAACUUAAUUCUCGUUAGUGAUGAAGUUUAUGAAAAUUUAUUUUAUACAAGCGAGUUCCCUAGACCUGCAACUUUGGAAAGCUUACCGGAAUUGCGUGAACGCACAUUAACCGUUGGCUCAGCUGGUAAGUCUUUUGCUGCAACUGGUUGGAGAGUGGGAUACAUCCAAGGACCAGCAUCUUUGAUCAAGUACGUGACUGCAGCGCAUACCAGAAUAUGCUUCUCAACGCCAGCACCGUUACAGCAAGCAGUUGCUCAAGCAUUUCCCCAAGCAGACAAGUUGAACUAUUUUGAAAAUACCAGGAAGGACUAUGCGAGGAAGUAUGAGCUUUUUGUCAAAGUAUUUGAUGAUUUGGGAUUACCUUACACUAUUGCGGAUGGUGGCUACUUUUUGUUAGUCAACUUGUCCAAAGUGAAAAUGCCAAAUGAUUAUGAGUUUCCCGAAGAUAUUUUAAGUAGAGGCACUUUAGAUUUUAAAUUAGCUUAUUGGUUGAUCAAAGAGAUUGGAGUUGUUGGAAUUCCACCAACCGAGUUUGUAAUUGAGAAAAAUCGAGUUGGUAAUGGAUUGGAAAACUGCAUCAGAUUUGCAGUUUGUAAAGAUGAUACUAUAUUGGAGGAAGCCGUAAAAAAGUUGGCCAUGUUGAAAGAUUAUUUAUAG
This is a messenger RNA of Lodderomyces oxycetoniae, 1317 nucleotides long. RefSeq names its product kynurenine--oxoglutarate transaminase. Lineage: Eukaryota; Fungi; Ascomycota; Pichiomycetes; Serinales; Debaryomycetaceae. Gene Ontology annotation, cellular component: cytoplasm; mitochondrion. Gene Ontology annotation, biological process: biosynthetic process. The transcript has a single exon. The record is from RefSeq and is a predicted model, not a curated record. Bases 1 to 1317 code for a protein of 438 amino acids. Gene Ontology annotation, molecular function: pyridoxal phosphate binding; L-kynurenine:2-oxoglutarate transaminase activity.